GUCAGCUGAUCCUUUUGCUUGACAGCCUCGUUAACUGAUGGCGUUCGGGUUCAAGAUAUGAUCAGCGAUGUGCGAUAUCUAAGUAACUACCUCGUGACGCCGAGCUGUAUAGAACAGGUACGCCAGUAUAGUUGCAUUGACCGCGGGAAUUUCCAUAGCAAACAGGCGAUCAUAAAGCAAUGACUGACAUUGGCUCCGUCCGGAUUUCCGCGGUGCACCCUUGCGACCGGAAGAGGGCGCUGGUCGCCGGCUUCCGCAGAAAGGGACAAAUCCGGAAAGCGUUGUUUCUGUGUUUACUGUGCGGAUAUGUAGUGUGUGUUAGUCUCGCUUUCGUGCUCAGACCGGAAGUGACCGGCGGACUGCGACCCGGAAGUGCCGACGAAGAAACAGCCGACUGGAGUGACCGUGAUGAACACGAAAGGGUUAAGCGAGCUCUUUUUGGGCUACGAGAUCUCGACGCGGACCCGGACCGGAACUGCACGCCGCGGGCGGUAGACGAGUUCCCGGCUAACUUUUUCACCCUGCGCGAGACGCAACAGGGAGCCAUAGCACUCCAUAUCCUCAUUGCCAUCUACAUGUUUGGCUUCCUCGCCAUCGUUUGUGACGACUAUUUUGUGUCCUCACUGGAGUCCAUAUGUGAACGUCUCGAACUACAGGAGGAUGUAGCGGGCGCCACCUUCAUGGCAGCCGGAAGUUCCGCUCCGGAGUUCUUCACUUCCGUCAUCGGUGUGUUCAUAGCCAAAAGUGACGUUGGUGUGGGGACAAUAGUUGGAUCGGCCGUCUUCAAUAUUCUGUUCAUAAUCGGCGUCUGUGCCAUAUUCGCUGGAAUGAUCGUGCACCUCACCUGGUAUCCGAUGACACGUGACUGCGUGUUCUAUCUGAUCUCGAUAGCCGCCCUUGUGAUCACCAUCCAGGAUGAGAAAGUCUACUGGUACGAGGGGCUGAUACUGGUUCUUCUCUACGCACUCUACAUUGUCAUCAUGUACUUCAACCGCACCCUGGAGGCUCGAGCCAAUGCCUGCAUGGGGCCUCUCUUCGCCCGCUGUCGGCGGUCAUCGGACCUAGAGAAGGAGGAGCGACAGCCUCUCGCUGCUUCCGAAGGUUCUCAUAGCGGCAUGUACGGCGAGCAAGCGGAGACGCCACCGGAAAAGGAGACUGGGUUCUCAUGUGACAGCAGUACCGAAAGGUCGCAAAAACAUGAAGAAAAACAGUACGAGUCGCCGUUCAUAGUACCGGAAGGAGCAUUUCAGCGCCUCUACUGGGCCGUCAUGAUGCCGGUCAAGUGCCUGCUGUUCGUGUCGGUGCCCGACUGUCGGCGGGAAGGUGUCUGGAAGCGCCUCUACAUGCUGACUUUCACGAUGUCGAUCGUGUGGAUUGCGGCGAGCUCCUAUCUCAUGGUGUGGAUGGUGACAAUAAUAGGUGACGCCCUGGACAUACCGGACACCGUGAUGGGUCUGACAAUCCUCGCCGCCGGAACCUCCGUACCGGACUGUCUGAGCAGCGUUUUCGUCGCCAGAGAUGGUUUCGGUGACAUGGCGGUCUCCAACUCAAUCGGCAGCAACGUGUUCGACAUCCUCAUGUGUCUCGGCCUGCCCUGGCUCCUGGCCACUACCAUCGUUAAGAAGGGCGACCCACUCGUCAUCAGUAGCGGCGGUCUCGCCUACUCCACGCUCAUCCUGCUCUUCACCGUCGCCUUCAUGCUGAUUGGCAUCAAUCUCGCCCGCUGGCGCCUAACGAAGCCAUUCGGAGUCGUCUGCUUGGUCGCUUACGUUCUGGUCACCGCGCUCUCCUGCCUGUUUGAGCUGAACGUGUUUGGGGAUUUAAAUCAGGAUUCUUGCCCGCGCUCAGACUGAUUCCCCGCCCACGUAAACAACAGAGCACACGACCGUUUCAUACGAUUACAACACGACCGUUUCAUACGAUUUCAUUUAGACUAACCACUGAAUGUGGAUUUACUGACAGGGAACCACACGCUUGGUCCGUGUCAACUAACUGAACACACCGACGCCCCUGGGCAGACUGACAAUUUCUUCGUUACCUUGAACUGACCGCGGAACAAAAGUGAAAUGGAUUAUCUGAACCCUGACCUUUGCCCUUUUUCCGCAUGAUUUACUUUCUCAAGACAUAGGACUUUGUGACGACUGGCCUCUCUAUAUAUGCCCAAGCACUUUCUUACACUUACGACUUUACCUCAUCCCUGUUGUCUGACCUUGACCGCUGCCGUUUUACUUUCACUCACCACUUAAACUCUGCUCUAGGACUUACCGACUCUGACCGACUCCCCAGUACGUUCCGACCCUGACACCUGGAUUCAUGACCUCUGACCAACUGAUCUGCCCUUCGACUGACUCCCGGCCGCACGAGAAUUGCAGCUAGUCACAUCACCAGGAUCAACCAUCGCUUGUUUUCUUUAUAUCAUCAGUCCAAUGUAAAUGCCCCAAACAUUAUUUCAGCUGCAAAUUGACACGACUGCUUUCGCAGUGAUGUUUCAGAACAGUGUAUAUUUAUAACAGUAAAUGUUUUUGUUUUGUU
Dreissena polymorpha is the source of this 2532-nucleotide messenger RNA. Its product is annotated as sodium/potassium/calcium exchanger 4-like. The coding region runs from base 180 to 1853 and encodes 557 amino acids. The transcript is spliced from 10 exons. Gene Ontology annotation, cellular component: membrane. Gene Ontology annotation, molecular function: calcium channel activity; calcium, potassium:sodium antiporter activity. The record is from RefSeq and is a predicted model, not a curated record. NCBI's taxonomy places the organism in Eukaryota, Metazoa, Mollusca, Bivalvia, Myida, Dreissenidae. Gene Ontology annotation, biological process: intracellular calcium ion homeostasis; calcium ion transmembrane transport.